Messenger RNA from Acaulospora colombiana, 552 nucleotides. The record is from the annotation of a GenBank genome assembly. Lineage: Eukaryota; Fungi; Glomeromycota; Glomeromycetes; Diversisporales; Acaulosporaceae.
AUGGCACCAACAACAUUCAAAAUCACCACCGCGCCUCCAAACUCAAUUACUCGUCGUUUCACAAGUCCAACUUCGACACCCUCGUGGUCCGAAUUAGAGACCAGAAUCAGAAGCCUCUUUCGAAUAAGCCCUCUUGCCUCCAUCGGUCUCACCUAUAUCGACGAAGAUGGUGACACCAUCACUGUUUCUUCCGAUGCUGAACUUCAAGAAAUUUAUGAGGCUCAACAAUUACAAGCCGAGAGAGACGAAGAAAGUCGACAGCGAUUGAAAGAGCUACAGGAGAAUUUUAACAACAGGAACGAAAUAACCGGUGAUCAAGAAAGUAUCGUGUCAAGCCUCGGUGGCACGGGCUCGAGGAGGGAAGGUGCGUCCGAGUCGGAGGCGGCAGAAAAUAUUUCGGGUCGCGCUGAAAACAGUGAUUUCGCGGGUGCCAUGAUAAAUAGUGGGAAUAAAUUGACCAAGAAAUUCGGAUUGGUAAUUUCACACGAACCUGGUAAUAAAAAAGAUGACGAGGUUGAAAACGAGGAAAUUCCGGGAUGCCUCCAGCAGUAA